This is a messenger RNA of Tympanuchus pallidicinctus (lesser prairie-chicken), 1087 nucleotides long. RefSeq names its product bridging integrator 3 (gene BIN3). The transcript is spliced from 9 exons. Gene Ontology annotation, biological process: actin cortical patch localization; endocytosis; plasma membrane tubulation. Gene Ontology annotation, cellular component: actin cortical patch; cytoplasm. Bases 197 to 826 code for a protein of 209 amino acids. The record is from RefSeq and is a predicted model, not a curated record. Lineage: Eukaryota; Metazoa; Chordata; Aves; Galliformes; Phasianidae. Gene Ontology annotation, molecular function: lipid binding; protein binding.
CGCGGGCCGGCGGGCACCAUGAGCUGGUGAGGGCGGCGGGGCCGGGAGGGCGUUGUGCGGAUCGGUCCGGAGGAUCCCGUUCAAGAUCGGGCAGCCCAAGAAACAGAUUGUACCCAAGACAGUGGAGAGAGACUUUGAGAGGGAAUAUGGGAAGCUGCAGCAGCUGGAAGAGCAGACCAAAAAGCUUCAGAAGGACAUGAAGAAAAGCACAGACGCAGAUUUGGCCAUGUCCAAAGCAGCAGUAAAGAUCUCCUCCGACCUGCUGUCCAACCCGCUGUGUGAGCAGGACGCCGCCUUCCUGGAGGUGGUCACCGCCUUUGACACGGCCAUGAGGAGGAUGGAUUCCUUCAACCAGGAGAAGGUGAACCAGAUCCAGAAGACGGUGAUGGAGCCCUUGAAAAAGUUCAGCAGCGUCUUCCCCAGCCUCAACAUGGCGGUGAAGCGGCGCGAGCAGAGCCUGCAGGAAUACCGGCGUCUGCAGGCCAGGGUGGAGAAGUACGAGGAGAAGGAGAGGAGCGGGCCGGCAGUGGCCAAACUGCACCAGGCCCGGGAGGAGCUGCGCCCGGUGAAGGAGGAUUUUGAAGCCAAGAACCGGCAGCUGCUGGAGGAGAUGCCCAAAUUCUACAGCAGCCGCAUCGAUUACUUCAAACCCAGCUUCGAGGCGCUGCUCCGGGCACAGGUCGUGUUCUACUCAGAGAUGAGGACCAUUUUCGGGGACCUGACGGCGCAGAUCGGCCGCCCGGCGCUGAGCGAUGAGCAGCGGGAGCGCGAGAACGAGGGCCGCCUGGGGGAGCUGCGGGCGCUCAGCAUCGUGGCUGAUGACUGAGAGCCGGGGGGCAGCGCUGCGCCCCAUCAACACUGCGCCCCACACACGCUGUGCCCCACAGAGGGUGGAUGUGGGGCUGCAGCUUUGCCCUCCUGCAGAGGUUCCUCCUGGGGGUUGGGGGGCUGCAGGGUGGGCUGUGAGCCCCCCGUCCCCAAGUGCCCCCCUACGAUCUGCCCCCCAGGUGCCUCCCCCCGUGACCGGUGCCUCUACAUCUGUGCCCCCCUCCCCCAUGCAGUGCCCCAUAGCCGCCCUCCUUGGCCC